Messenger RNA from Varroa destructor (honeybee mite), 2835 nucleotides. Its product is annotated as CAAX prenyl protease 1 homolog. Lineage: Eukaryota; Metazoa; Arthropoda; Arachnida; Mesostigmata; Varroidae. The record is from RefSeq and is a predicted model, not a curated record. Gene Ontology annotation, molecular function: metalloendopeptidase activity. Gene Ontology annotation, biological process: CAAX-box protein processing.
AGAGAGGCCUAAGUAGGAGACAGCGUUGUCAUUCUAAGCAACACGCCGAUGGUUUACGCUACGUACUAUAGAUGAAUGUUGCAGAGAUUGCAACUAGUUUUGUUUUUGUUGGUGCGUGUUGAUGUAGGGAUAGAGUACGCGCCGGAAAUAUACCCUGGAAACACGAAAUUCGACGCGCUCUUGUAAACUCCAAAAGUAACUUAAUAGGCCUUUAGGCAAUAGCUUACGAAAGUAAUUCAUUAUGGCGGAGAUGAACACUGGGCCUCCUCUCACCCCGCGUGGAUCAUAUACCUUAAGAGGUUAUGGCGGAGGAUAUCUGGAUACCUUUCUAGUUGCAAAAGAACAUUUUAAAGAGCAGGUAUCACUUGUGAUCGACUCUCACUGGACACCAUCAAAUGUGUUCUACUUCUGUGUGGGAUUCACUUUCCUGGUAUUCUUGUGGAAACAGUACCUUAUGUAUAGACAGUAUCGCGUGUACGUGCUGAACGAGUUCGUCCCCCCAGAAGUGUGCAUUCUCAUGGAACAAAAAUACUUUGCAAAGGCCCGUGCCUAUCGCAUCGAUCUCACGCGAUUUGCCUUUGUACACGAGACGUUCUCUCGGAUUCUCACCCUUGUCGUGCUUUCAUUGAAUAUCGGCCCAAAAUUCUGGGACUAUUGUGGGCAUCUUGUCACGUUAGCAGGAUACAGUAAAAAGAAUGAACUACUCACGACGGCCGUCUUUGUACUGAUCGGCUCAUUUGUUUCGACACUGAUCGGACUUCCCUGGGAUCUCUACGGAACAUUUAAGAUUGAAGAAAAGCAUGGAUUUAAUAAAAUGACGUUGAAGUUCUACGCGUGGGAUAAGAUAAAAAAGUUCAUCGUAUCUCAACUCAUUACGCUGCCUAUUCUCUGCGGAAUGGUUCAAAUCGUUAAAGUCGGAGGUGACCUGUUCUUUGUCUAUCUUUGGGCAUUCAUGUUCAUGGUCACACUCCUGGUUAUGACAAUUUAUCCCGAUUUCAUCGCACCUCUAUUCGAUAAAUUCUCUCCGCUGCCUGAAGGAAAACUCAGGAACGAAAUUGAAGCUGUGGCGGCGUCUCUUGAAUAUCCACUAAAACAGUUGUACAUUGUCGAACAGUCGAAGCGAUCUGCCCACAGCAACGCGUACCUAUAUGGUAUGUUCAGUAGUAAAAAAAUUGUCCUCUUCGACACACUUUUGAAGGGAUCCAGUGAAGCAACAAAUCUAAAUGAAAACACGGCCAACGAUAAUGCUACAGAGACAGAAGGAGUAGACGAACCGGAUGAUCACGGUGAGCCCGGAACCAACAUCAAACGUAGAAAUGUUGACAGUUCAGAAGAGAAGGGAGAUGAUUUAAAAAAGUGCACUGACGACGAAAUUGUUGCUAUUAUCUGCCACGAAUUAGGCCACUGGAAGAUGUGGCAUGUAACCAAGCGAUUCGUCAUUCUGCACCUCCACAUGCUGUUCAGCUUCAUUAUUUUUGCGUCAUUGUACCAAAACGCCACCAUUUAUAAGGCGUUCGGUUUCGAUACUGACAAGCCUAUACUUAUCGGAAUGCUGCUUAUACUAGAGUAUAUAUUCUCACCGUACAAUGUGUUUAUGGACUUUCUCUUGACGUACUACUCGAGAAAGCAGGAGUUUGAAGCAGACGAUUUUGCACGAAAAAUGCACCGCGCCUCAUAUUUGAGACAGGCGCUGAUCAAUCUAAACAAGGACAAUCUGGGUUUUCCUCUAAAUGAUCCAUUGUACUCCGCGUGGCAUCAUUCACAUCCACCGUUGCAGGAACGCAUCCAGGCGCUUGGCAAAAACGAAUAAGCGCCCUGUUUGCCGAUCUCGUCAUAUUGGAGACUUGAAUGUGACAAAUAUCCGGGUGGCGAAAUAGACUAAAGUUGACAAGAAAUGUCUCAAGUAAACCUUACAUCUACCUUAAUUGACUUUUGGAAAAUUCGUUUGAGGUGCACGUGCGAUAGCACCUAUAUCCGAACAAUUGAUUUCGGAAAAAAACAAAGAAGCAUCAUCGCUAUAGAUUCCAUACUCCAUUAAUAAAAGUAAUAAGAGUCGUAGUUGUUUGACUGAAAUACGAUGGGCGUUCUAGUAAGUUUCUCUCUUAUUGUCACUUGUCAGAAUGUGGUAACUGUAAGUCAACUUGAAACGAUAAAGUUGAUGCCCAACGAUAACUUUUCCAUAUAUUCCAUUGUUUCCAAUAUAUGCAAUUACCUUUGUCAGGUUUAGUUGGUACCGAAAAUGAUAUAGCAGAACUGACUUCUUAUGUCUGAACAUUGCUGCACUUAAAACAUAUUUAUAGCCUAAGUAUUUUAUAGUUUUAUUACAGAUGUAUAAGUAUAAAAAUUAAUGCGCGACUGCAACAUUAUGCCUGCAGCUAUAUAAUAAAGAUUCUGAGUACAGCGACGGCAUGGAGAAACGUAUGCAGGUUUGGGACAAGUAGGUGAGCGACUCUGACAGUUAAAGGCGCGAAUGAAAGCUGAUCUUUUCCAAAUCAUUGUUAUGCUACCACACAAGUUAUAUUUUAUUUUUGUCCUUACCAGGGUGUUGGUUGGUGAAAAACAUAAUUGACUUUUCUAGUAGCUAAUAAAUUAGCUUUAAGCAUUGCUGCAUAAGCUAAUGCGUAUGUACAAAGAACGUUGACAGCACUCCUCACUUUUCUCAAUGCCUCUUUUGAUGGGUACAGCUAACCUCAGAUUUAACUGCAAAGAUGGUUGCAUGAUACAAUGGUGUGUACUAGGUAACGCGUUGUCAACAAAUUUUUUUAAGUUAAUAUGUACUAACUUGUCAAAUAAUAGACCACAAAGAGUUGUAUGAAUAAACUUUAGCUUUGCAUA